Symbiodinium sp. CCMP2592 is the source of this 2103-nucleotide messenger RNA. NCBI's taxonomy places the organism in Eukaryota, Dinophyceae, Suessiales, Symbiodiniaceae. The record is from the annotation of a GenBank genome assembly.
AUGGCAGCUGCAAACAUGCGCAUCUUCGUGGUGUGCGUUGCGCUGCUGUUCGGAACGGGAUAUGCCACGAAGACGAGCACCGCAGUGGCAGCAAAUCCUAUCAGGAAGGUCGUGACCAUGAUGCAGAAGAUGUCAGAGAAGAUCGAGCAAGAGGGCGAGUCUGAGAAAGAUCUGUAUGACAAGUUCAUGUGCCACUGCAAGUCUGAGCUGGAAGAUUUCAACAAGGGGAAGGCUGAGUUCGAAGCCGCCGUACCGAAGCUCGAGUCGGACAUCAGCACUGCUGAAGCACAGAUUUCGCAGCUGAGCCAGGAGAUUGAGGCGCAACGGGCCGACGAAGCGGCCACGGUGGACAGCAUGAAACGUGCUGGGGUCGAGCGUGAGAAGGAGCAUACGGUCUACGUUGAUGACGUGACAGAAUUGAAGGGUGACAUCGGUGCGAUCGAUCAAGCCAUCCCCGCGCUGAACGAGGCUACCCAGGGUGCUUUUGUUCAGACUGGCCAUCUCGCGGGUCUUUCGAAGAAGCAGGUCGACAGGCUUCAGCACGUGGUGUCGAAAAGCAAGAGCGUCACCGAGAGCGAUCGCCAGGUGCUGACUUCAUUCCUCGAGGGUAAGGUCGAGGCUCAGGGCAUCGGCGAGGUGAAAGGCAUGCUGGAAGUGCAGCGUGAGGAGAUGGCGAAGGAAGUAGUCGUCGAUGACACGGAGGAGGUUAAAGACGUCAACAUCUUCGAGGAGUUGAUGAACGCCAAGACCAACGAGAAGGAGACCAUCGAGGAGACCAUUGCGGACAAGAUCGACCGGCUCGGCAUUCUCAAGGUCUCCCUUGUCGAGCUCAAGGGCGAACUUAAGGAUGCGCAGAAUGCCCUCUCCAAGGAUUUCGAUGUGCUGCAGGGGAAGAAGCUCUCCGAGACCUGCGAUGCCAAGACUCAUGAAUGGGACGUGCGUGAGAAGACCCGCAACGAGGAGCUGGUAGCCAUUCAAGAGACCGUCAAGAUCCUGAACAGCGAUGAGAACCUCGGGCUCUUCAAGAAGGCAUUGCCGAGCCCAAGCCUUUUGCAGCUGGAGGGUUCCCAAUCCAGGAGCAAAGCGCUGGAUGCGUUGAAGACCUAUGCCAAGGGCAUGGGCUCCGAGGCGGUUCCCAACCGAACCAACAUCGACCUGGUUAUGCUGGCCUUAUCCCACAAGGGAGUCGACUUCUCUACGGUCAUGCAAAUGAUCGACAACAUGACCGCGUUGAUGGUGCAGGAGCAGUCCGAUGACGACGACAAGAAGGACUACUGCAACAAGCAGGCCUUCGAGAACAAGCGCAAGACCAAGGCACUCCGCCACAAGAUCCAGACCCUGAAGCAGGCCAUCACCACCCAGGAGGAGGCAGCAAAGGCCACCGCGGAGGACAUCAAGUCCCUGCAGGCCGGCGUGGCCUCGCUGGACAAGUCGGUCGCCGAGUCCACGGAUAUGAGGAAGAAGGAGCACGAGGAGUACCAGAAGACCGUGCAGGAGCAGGCCGCGACCAAGGAUGUCCUGCUGAUGGCCAAGAACCGCCUCUUCCAGUUCUAUCACCCGGACAUGACCACCACCCUGUCGACUACCGGCCCAUAUGACUUGGGUCUUGUGCAGGAGGCCCCUGCUUUGGUUCAGGUGGAGGCUCAUCGGAUGAAGGAGGAGCCUCCGGAGUUCGGCUCGGCCAAGACUGUCCAGGGAAACGGCGUUCUCAACAUGCUCGAAGGCCUUGUCACGGAGACCGAGAAGACGGUGGCCGAGGCCAAGUACAACGAGAAAGAGUCCCAGCAGCUCUACGAAGACAUGCUCGCCGACGCUGCUGCCAAGCGGGAGGCCGACGUCAAGGCCAUCACCUCCAAGCAGAAGGCCAAGGCCACAGCAGAGGGCGAGGUGGUGAAGAAGUCGGAGGCGACGAAGGCCGAGAAGGAAGAGCUGAAGGACGUGCAGCAGUACGGGGUGGAACUGGACGAGGAGUGCAGCUGGCUUCUCAAGAACUACGAGACCCGGAAGACGGCCCGUGAGCAGGAGAAGGAGUCCCUGCAGUCGGCCAAGGAUUUGGCGGCAACUCUUCAGAUCAAGGAUUGCGAGUUCGAGACAAGCGCAUAG